AUGGGACAAUUGAAGGCUCCUGGUCCGGAUGGGAUGCCGGGUCGGUUCUAUAGAGCUCAUUGGGAUAUUGUGCGCGAUGAUGUCAUUGGUUCAGUCAUCCAAUUUUUCCAGACGGGGGAGUUCGUUAAAUCACUUAAUCAAACCUUCAUCGUUCUCAUCCCAAAAAGAGGUAAUGCCCAGUGUUUUGAUGAUUAUAGGCCAAUUAGUUUGUGUAAUUUCUCCUACAAGAUUAUUUCGAAACUCUUGGCCAAUCGUAUUAAGAAGCUUUUGCCUGGUAUUAUCUCUCCUUCUCAAUCUGCUUUUGUCCCGGGGCGAUGGAUUGCGGAGAAUGGUAUCAUUGCUCAUGAGAUUAUGGAUUCCUUUAAGAAGAUGAAAGGCCGUAGGGGGUUCGUUGGUCUAAAGCUAGACAUGUCAAAGGCGUAUGAUCGGAUGGAAUGGGGAUUCCUUGACAAGGCCUUGGAUUCCUUUGGGUUUGGUGCCGACUUUAGGCGGUUGAUUGCCAAGUGUGUGUCUUCGGUGGCUUUCUCGGUUCUCUUAAAUGGAGGACCUCUUAAGCAAUUCUACCCUGAAAGGGGGCUGAGACAGGGGGAUCCUCUCUCCUCCUACCUUUUUAUCAUCGGUAGUGAAGUCCUCUCCCGGCUCAUGCUUAACUCUGAACGGCUUGGUUUAAUUAAGGGGUUCUCUCACGCGAGGAAUGGUUUGCCUAUUUCCCAUCUUAUGUAUGCCGAUGAUACCUUCAUAUUUUGCGAAGCCAAUAAGGAGAACGUUUUGGAAGUCAAGCGAUGCUUGGAAAUGUAUUGUAGGAAUUCGGGUCAGUGUGUGAAUUCCCACAAGUCGGCCGUUGUCUUCUCGGAUAAUGUUGAGAUGGGGAUUAGAGGUGAGAUCAAGGGUCUGUUGGGGUUUCGAGAUCUUAACCGUGAGGAUAAGUUUCUCGGGAAUCCGAUUCUGCUGUCGGGGAGUAAAGUAAGGGAUUUUGGAUUCCUAGUGGAUAAGAUGGCGCGGCGCAUCGAAGGGUGGAAAUCUAGACUCCUUUCUUUAGCAGGCCGCUCUACCUUGAUCCAAUCUGUGGCUAUGAGCGUUCCCAUUUAUACCAUGUCAACUUUCCUGAUCCCUAAGUCCAUUUGUGCUGACUUGGAUAAAUUGGUUCGCCGUUUUUGGUGGAAGGGAUCUGAUGACUCCAAUAGAUUCUUAGCUUUGACAAACUGGGAUUCGAUCUGUGUCCCUAAAGGGUGGGGUGGCCUUGGUUUUAAGAAGUUUGAGGACCUUAAUUUUGCUCUUGUAGCUAAGCUUGGGUGGAACCUGGCUGCUGAGAGUAACACCUUAUGGUGUCAAUUUUUCAAGGAUAAGUAUUUCAGAAGAUCCUGCUCCUUUUGGAGCGCCCCCAAAUCUAAUCUAUGGUCGUACGGAGCCAGAAGUAUUAUGGCCACUAGAGAUUUCAUCCGGGAUGAGUCCUGUUUUGCUAUUGGUAACGGUGAGUUGGUGGAUAUAUGGCAUACUCCGUGGCUGCCUGGCUAUGGGUGGGAGAGAUAUGUAGCUUCCUUCAAUCCAAGAAUCUGUGAAAAAGGGGUGCGGGCUAGCUCUUUACUCAUCCCGGGAAGUGGUGAGUGGAACCGAGAGGCUCUUGAGUCUUGGUUUUUUCCUAGUAUGGUUCGGGAUGCCCUUGAGGUCCCUAGGCUCUCGAUGACGGCGACAGAUGAGCUGUUUUGGGAAGCGGCUCCGGAUGGCCGGUUUACAGUUAAAAGGGCCUUCUUGGCUCGGAUUCGAGGAAGAGGAACUCUCGAACCCCUUUGGAGGUCUCUUUGGAAGGUUUCGGGUCCUGAACGGAUUAAAAUUUUCCUAUGGAGGUUGGCUAGAGACAUCCUUCCGUUUGGCAAUAGACUUCAACGUAUCUUUGGUAAUAGUUCUCAAUGUGUGCUUUGCAAUUCUGGAGAGGAUUCGGCUAGCCAUUUGUUCUUUCACUGUGAUGUUGCUGUCCAAGUGUGGAGAUCGGGACCGUGGGGCUUCUGUUCAGAUUCCAUGGUUUUUGGUGAUAAUUUGGAGCUGGUCAAGUGGUUAUUGCAUCCGUCUGGCACUCCCUUGGGUGAGAAUGAUUUAGUUCGGUUCACUAUAUAUGCUAUAUCUCUGUGUUUUGUGUUGUGGAGGGUUAGAAACUCUUCCUUCCAUGAGGGUCUCAACCCGAUGGUGACUAAAAUUCAGCAAGAGAUUUCCUCUUUGGUGGCCGACUGCUCUUUGGAUAGGCCUUCUUCUUUGGAGAUGCAGAGAUCCAUUCCUGCAGUGACGGAAGCAAAUUGGAGAGGCCUUUGGACUGAAGUUAAUGUGUUUGUGGAUGCGGCAAUUCGUGAGGAGUUCGGUAUAGUGGCGAUUCUUGUGUUGGAUCGUUCGGGGACUGUGAUUGAAGCUGUUACCGCUAAGAGGAAGGUGCCUACUCCUUUUGUUGCUGAACUGGAGGCCUUCUAUUCGGGUUGCUGCAGAAUUCUGCAGUCGGGUUGGGUGAAUGCUACCAUUUUCUCCGACUGCCAGACUUUGGUGAAGAGUUUGGCGGCUGGCACCUCGCCUGAAUGGAGAGCUUGUGGGCUGUUCCAGGAUACCCGCAACCUCCUCGCUCGGCUGUCGCAUUGUCAAUACCGUUGGAUUCCUCGCCGUUUGAACUCCGGAGCUCAUUGUCUUGCUGCCUGGGCUGCUGAUCAUAGCAGCUUUAAGUUUUUUACUCCAAGGGAAGUGGCACCCUUUGUUGCUACUAUGAACCAUGGCUGUUAA
Molecule: messenger RNA, 2757 nt
Organism: Cannabis sativa
Lineage: Eukaryota; Viridiplantae; Streptophyta; Magnoliopsida; Rosales; Cannabaceae
Exons: 1
Coding region: 1-2757 (918 amino acids)
Molecular function (GO): RNA-DNA hybrid ribonuclease activity; nucleic acid binding
Source: RefSeq, a predicted model, not a curated record